CGACCCGCCGCAGAUGCCUCAGCGCCGCGCGGGGCAGGGACGGAGCCGGAGCCGCGCUCGCCCGCAGCGGGGACCCGGCGCCUGGGCGCGCUUCACCGCGGCCGCGGCCCGCGGCGGAUUUGUGGAUUGACUCUGGCCGCUGCUGCGUCUCUGCUGGGUUUCGCUGCUUGGCUGCUGCCGCCGUCCCCCCUCGCCGCGGCGGCGAGGAAGUGCCGCGCCGCCCCGCCGGGAUUCCGCGCCGCAGCCGUGGCCGGGCGCCGCGGGCGGGCAGCCGCCGCCGCCGCCGCGCCGCCGAGAGACCUUAAAGAAGUCCAAAAAGAGCGUGAAGUCAAACGGCAAGGUGCCAGCAUGCUAUGAGAUAGUGCCCCUGGCCCUCAAGAAGAAGAUGGCUGCGGAACUUUACCCUGCCAGCGCCAACACCAAUAUCGCGAACAGCAACGCCGCCGCCGCCACCGCUGCCAACAGCAAGAAGAACGCGCUGCAGCUCCAGCAGAGCGCCCAGCCGCCCCCGCCGCCCCAGCUCCAAAACCUCAACAACAACAACUUGGAGAGCGCCAACUGGCAGUCCUUCCACCCCACGCUGCGCGAGAGGAACGCACUGAUGUUCAAUAACGAGCUCAUGGCUGACGUUCACUUCAUCGUGGGCCCGCCAGGGGCAUCCAAGAAAGUUCCUGCCCAUAAGUAUGUCUUGGCAGUUGGUAGCUCUGUCUUCUACGCUAUGUUUUACGGUGAUCUUGCAGAGGUCAAAUCUGAAAUCCAUAUACCAGAUGUGGAACCUGCAGCCUUUCUAAUCCUAUUAAAAUACAUGUAUAGUGAUGAGAUUGACCUGGAAGCUGACACUGUUCUGGCUACCCUGUACGCUGCCAAGAAGUACAUCGUGCCGGCCCUAGCAAAGGCUUGCGUCAAUUUUCUGGAGACGAGCUUAGAGGCGAAGAACGCUUGUGUGCUGCUGUCUCAGAGCAGGCUCUUUGAGGAGCCAGAACUGACGCAGCGCUGCUGGGAAGUGAUUGAUGCUCAAGCAGAAAUGGCACUGAAGUCAGAAGGCUUUUGCGAAAUAGAUCAGCAGACACUAGAGAUCAUUGUAACCCGGGAGGCGCUCAACACCAAGGAGGUGGUGGUUUUUGAAGCUGUUCUCAACUGGGCAGAGGCUGAAUGCAAAAGGCAAGGGUUGCCGGUUACGCCGCGGAACAAGAGGAAUGUACUGGGAAAAGCUCUGUACUUGGUGCGGAUUCCGACUAUGACUUUGGAAGAGUUUGCCAACGGAGCUGCCCAAUCUGACAUCCUUACUCUAGAGGAAACUCACAAUAUAUUCCUAUGGUACACAGCUGCAAAUAAACCCAAACUGGAGUUUCCGCUGACCAAAAGGAAAGGACUUGUACCUCAGCGAUGCCACCGCUUUCAGUCAUCCGCGUAUCGCAGUAACCAGUGGAGGUACAGAGGGCGGUGUGACAGUAUUCAGUUUGCCGUAGACAAACGGAUAUUUAUAGCGGGACUGGGUUUGUAUGGGUCAAGCUGUGGCAAGGCUGAAUACAGUGUCAAAAUUGAACUGAAACGCUUAGGAGUGGUCCUUGCUCAAAAUCUGACAAAGUUUACCUCUGAUGGAUCCAGUAACACUUUCUCUGUAUGGUUUGAACACCCCGUGCAGGUCGAGCAAGAUACUUUUUACAAUGUAAGUGCUAUUCUCGAUGGCAAUGAACUCAGUUACUUUGGGCAAGAGGGAAUGACCGAAGUGCAGUGUGGCAAAGUGACGUUCCAGUUCCAGUGCUCCUCGGACAGUACUAAUGGGACUGGAGUACAAGGAGGACAAAUACCUGAGCUCAUCUUCUAUGCAUGAUGCAUUUCAUUUUGAUUGUUUUCCAAUACUGCUAUGCACACACUAAGGGAUUUUUCAGUUUUACUACAGAACUCCACAGCAGUAUGGAAUGUUAUGCUACUUACCUAUCUACUACAUCAGGCUAUCAAAUAAGUGAAGGAAUGCUCUUUAAACUUAAUCUUAUUUUAUUUAUUCAUAAGCUAUUUGACUUAAUUAAGACUGCAACAAGCAGAAAAAAAUGUUAAAUUCUGCACGUACUGUGCAUUUAUUUUGUAUAUAGAUAACUAACUUGCAGACUGCAGCUGACUUAAACAGAAUGUUCUAAACUAGAGCAGUUUAUGAAUCUGUGAAAUAUAAAACAUUUUUACUUGCCCUAAA
Messenger RNA from Rhea pennata, 2191 nucleotides. RefSeq names its product BTB domain containing 6 (gene BTBD6). Gene Ontology annotation, molecular function: protein binding. The record is from RefSeq and is a predicted model, not a curated record. The coding region runs from base 386 to 1834 and encodes 482 amino acids. Lineage: Eukaryota; Metazoa; Chordata; Aves; Rheiformes; Rheidae. Gene Ontology annotation, cellular component: cytosol. The transcript is spliced from 5 exons. Gene Ontology annotation, biological process: neurogenesis.